AUGGAUGGAUUCAGGCACUACUUUCUUGAUUCAAUGAUUCAAACUUCAAUAAUUGGAAGAAAGAAAAGGUUUGAGGAUCUAUCCUUAUCCUAUUUAACAAAUGCUGAGAAUUUUGUUUUUGAAGUUAAAACAAAGGAAGAUCAAUUUCCUUUUGACUAUUUUUCGAAUUAUGGAAAUUCAAUUCUGCAUGAUAUUCAAGAUGGUGCUGCUGAAUCUGCAGUGAAAUUCAUGCAGAGGAGUUAUAGCAGCAAUUCUUUAGAAAAUAAACAGAAUUUUCUGUUUCAGAUUCGAUUUGAUAUUCCUUUUGAGUCUCAAAAUUUGCAAAAUGAAAUGCUGAAUUCCCGAGAAAGCAGUUUCUCUUCUGGUCAAAUGAGAAGGGUUUACAGUACUGGAGAUUUACAGGUCAGUUUGCUUCAGUAG
Molecule: messenger RNA, 420 nt
Organism: Fraxinus pennsylvanica
Lineage: Eukaryota; Viridiplantae; Streptophyta; Magnoliopsida; Lamiales; Oleaceae
Source: the annotation of a GenBank genome assembly